GGAUGGGAGCUGUCAUCGUCGGGCCAACAUCAUGGGUGGCGUGUUGAAUUAGAAUGCCUUCCCACACCCCACACAGGGCCAAACCCCACCGCAAUUCUCCCACCAUAAUCCUCCGGCUAGGAAUGGUGGGGACGACGAGAGAGGACAGGUUAUAUACUCUGGCUUCGUCGAAGAAGGAGGGGAAGAGAGCGGAUUGCGUCGCCAGAUGGCGAUACGGUCGCAUUCCACUCCGUCCACCGAUCAGCUCCGUCGAGAGCUGCCACUAUUUUCCUGGAUUCCACUUGGUGUACGUCGUUUCCGCUUAAUCGUUUCGUAUCACGGAGGGAUUCGCCGAACCAACCGUCGUAAUACCGAAUACCGUGGCUCCGGGAUAAUACUCGAGAGUCGUCGUCGAGUUUACGCUUACCGUUUCGCGAUUUGUGAAGGUUUCUCGCUCUUUGUAGUUCUUGUGCAGUGGCUCAAUAAGUGUGAAACCAAAUGGUUGUCCUCGAGGAGAGCGGGAUGCUGACCACUGGACACAAUCAAUAUCUACAACCGGAUUAUCUUUCUCCGCUUCCAACCACGUUGGAUGCGAAGAAGAGUCCGUUAGCUUUAUUGGCUCAAACAUGCAGUCAGAUCGGUGCCGAUUCGCCGACAAAGCCUUUGAUCUCUCCGCUGGAUAAAGCACCGAAGAGCAUGAAUAACGGUACGAACGCCAAGUCUCCGCCAGCCGCGAAGUUGGAACGGAGCACACGCAGCAGCCCGUCGGACGGGAAAUCGUUGGCAUUCAAGCCAUACGAGGCAAACGUCGUUUCGAAGAAACCGGCCGACGAGAGUAGGCCUGCGUCUAAAGCGAGUGUUCACAGUGUCAGUGGUCAGGAGAGUGUCAGUGUAAGUGAGAUUACCACCGGCCACGCCGAGAAGAAGCCAUCGGGUAAUCGGACGCCCGUCGGCCGGAAGUCGGCCUCGCCAUCGAGCCAAGCGACGGCGACCGCGAGCACCACACCGUCCACCGAUCGGAAGACACCGGCCGAUCGGGAGAAGACCGACGGAUCACCCCGUAACAAUAACAAUAACAACAACAACAACAACAACGGCACCAGCCCGAUCAUCCGAUCGGGCAUGGAGAUUCUAUCCGGCAGUCACGCGAAGGAAUCGAACCUCGGCGCGUACAAGCCUGGCCUUCCGGGAUUUUCUGGCAAUCCGCUCUGUUGUCCGCCCGGUUUGGCCGAAAAUCCAGCGUUCAGACCUCCGUUCGCCGGCGCCUCGCCUUUCUCCCAUCAUCACGCCGCAGCGGCCGCUCUUCUCGGUUAUCCGUCGAGCACCCCGACAGGUGGAAACCCGUAUCUGAGCUACGCUCGCGUGAAGACACCGGCCGGCGGAGAGGCUUUGGUACCAGUGUGCAAGGAUCCUUACUGCACCGGUUGCCAGUACAACAUGCACAGCGCGCAGCUGAUGAUGAGCACCGGGGCAUGCCCGAGCGGUUGCACGCAGUGCGAUCAUCAGAAGUACGGUUUAGCGAUGGCGUUGUCGUCGUUCGGCCCUAUGGCCCCACCGUCGCUCUCCUACCCGUCCACGUUGACCGGCGGCAGGCCGUACGUCUGCAACUGGAUCUCCGGCGAUUCUUACUGCGGGAAACGGUUCACCACGUCGGAGGAGCUUCUUCAGCACCUUCGUAGCCACACGAGCCUCACCGGCGGCGAUCACGCGUCGUCCUCGGCCGCUCUGCUCACCAAUCCUCACCCGCAUCCGUUGCUCUCGCCGUCGGCGGCUCUGCAUCGCGCGAGCGGCGGUUCUUACCCGACGCCGUCGCUCAGCCCGUUGAGCGCCAGAUAUCAUCCGUACGGAAAACCGCCGACGGGGCCUCUUCCGGCGUCGCUCGCCGCGUCGCCUUACAGCGCUUUUAACGCGUUAGGCCCGUAUUACUCGCCGUACGCGAUCUAUGGCCAGCGAAUCGGCGCCGCUGUACAUCCCUAGACUACUGCUGCUGACGGUGUGUGAAACACUUCCGGUGUGUAAACAUUCUCAGUGUACAGUUGACGAGUAUAUAUAUAUAUAUAUAUAUAUAUAUACGUAUAUAUAUAGUGUAAAAUAGAGAAAGAUUGUCAAGAACGAAUUCUUCCUUCUGACAAGCUGUUGUGUAAAUAAUUGAACGUGUAUGAUAUAAAUUUAUUUAAAAAAAAAGAUACCUAUAUAUAUAUAUAUAAAUAUAAAUAUAUAUAUAUAUAUAUAUAUAUAUAUACAUAGAUGUGUGUAUAAAUUCAAGAUUACGAUAUUAAAGUUUGUAAGAGAUAUCUCGUGACUUUCGUCGGAAUACAUCCGUAUUAACGUUUAUCUCCUGACGUUUUUUGAUCAUUACGUAGGGAAGAGCAUGUACACCGCGGGCGAAGAACAUUUCGCAGAAUCUUUUCGAUACUUCGUUAUGGGAAAGAUGGUCUCGGUAAUUUUUGUGUGCUGAUCAUUCGUUUUCCACGUUCAACGGGGAUACGUAACACGUCCGCUUGUUUCUCGAUUGUGUUUCAAAGUGAUAUAUACGAUCGGCGGUCGUACGAAAAAAGUAAAAAACAGUGUGUCUGUGGUCGCCGGAUGUACACCCAUCGAUAACUGUUUUCUUCUACGACGAGAGUGUGUUCGACGACGUAAGAGAGCCCGUUCUUUUUGAAACGGUUGUGCAUGUUCUAAUGUCCACAAUGUAACUGUGAUAUUACGCUAUUUUUUCGACGAGAAAUACAAUAGGAGAUAAUAUUAAAAAACGAUGGUAUCUAAACUAUAAUCUAUGGUUCAAGUGUAUCGUCUAAUUUAUUCGUAUCGUUUGUAUGAGAGCGAGAGGAUUGUAAAAGUGAUGGCUGCCUAGUGGAAAAAGGAACGUGGCUGAUAUGAUUUCCCUCGGAGUUUUUCACCAAACGCGAUCCGUUCCCGUAAACGGGGAGGGGAUCGUUCGUUAACGAUAUUUUAUUCAGAAACACACAUUGGAUUUUCAUUCUUUGUUUUAUGCAAAGUGCUCCGAUCGAAGGGACAACAAUGUACGAUAGCCAUUAUUUGCACUGUAAAUAUCUCUUGUAAAUAUCGUUGAGUUUCCAUACCGCUUUAAUAAAAACAAUGUUUGUGAAAUCAUUAAA
Molecule: messenger RNA, 3098 nt
Organism: Frieseomelitta varia
Lineage: Eukaryota; Metazoa; Arthropoda; Insecta; Hymenoptera; Apidae
Gene: noc
Product: zinc finger protein Noc
Exons: 2
Coding region: 478-1956 (492 amino acids)
Biological process (GO): negative regulation of DNA-templated transcription
Cellular component (GO): nucleus
Source: RefSeq, a predicted model, not a curated record